GAGAUCCGGAUCGCAUUAUUGAAGAGAUCCAGCGACGACGGUGGACCUUACGGAAUUCUAAGCAACACGUGAUAUGAUUGACAAAUCCGACAUCCCACUGAAGCAGUAUGCGGAGGGUCUCCAAACUGAUCAGCAGAACCAGGAGGGAGAAUACAAUCCUUUCGCCGAUCGUCCAACCGCACCUCUGACCUCAGAUUUCGCUGCUUUCAUGCAUCUGCUCAAGUGCGCGAUCGGCACCGGAAUACUCUUCCUGCCCCACGCUUUCAGAAGAACCGGCUAUGCGAUGUCCAUCAUUUGCGGCAUCUGCGUCGGCGGAUUAUGCACUCACACGGCCACCCUCAUCGUGCAGUGCUCUCAGAUAUUAUGCAGGCGCAAUCGCGUGCCCCAGCUGGAUUUCGCCGAAACGGCGCAGUUCUCCUUCCAGUCUGGUCCGGAGAGGAUUCGAAAGUACGCCAGGCUAUUCGGCGUAGUUACCAACGUCAUCGUUUGCUUCGUACACUUUCAGGCCGCCGUGAUAUACAUCUUAUAUGUGGCCACGUCGUUCCAACAGGUGAUCGAAUUUUUCUCAAACUUCGAGAUGAACUCACGUAUUUACAUCAUUAUCUUUUUUCCCCUUACCUGUGUCCUGGGUUUCGUGCCGAACCUAAAAUAUUUGGCGCCGUUCUCCGUUAUUGGCUCUCUCUUCUUGGUCCUCGGUGUCUGCAUCGCGCUCUAUUACUUCUUCGACGAUGUUCCCGAUCCUGGUAGACUAGACGCUAUGACGGAGAUUCUACCUGUGCCCAUGUAUUGUGCUAUUUUUUUAUUCGCCUUACAUAAUAUGACUCUCUAUCUGCCAUUGGAAAACACGAUGAGACAUCCCGAUCAUCUACCGCGCAUAAUCAUUAUCAGCAUGUUGCUGAACACUUUUAUAUAUCUGACUUUUGGUUUCCUUGGCUACAACAAGUACCCGAAAGCCUGCGACACCGUCAUCAAGAACUUGCCGUUGGAAGAAGCCCUGGCUCAGAUAGUCAAGAUAGCCAUUUCUUUAUCAGUGCUGUUUACUAUGGGUUUGGCAUACUACGUACCGUUCUCCAUCCUGUGGCCGAUGAUCCUUUCAAGAAUCGCCACGAAGAGCUUGCUGUAUCAUCGAUUAUACGAAAGCUUGUUCCGAUUCGGUGGCAUAAUCGGAACCACACUGCUGGCCAUCGCCGUGCCCCAAAUGGUACCUUUACUGGGUCUGCUGUCCGCCUUGGGCAUGUCGACGAUCAUGCUGCUGAUACCCAUACUAAUCGAGAUGACGACUAAGUGGACGGAAAGCACGAGGCCGAUGAUCGCGAAGAAUAUUUUUAUUUUCGUCGUGUGGCUGCUGAUCUUGGUUUUCGGAGCGACAGAAAGCAUACGAUCAAUUAUUAGAGAAUAUGGGGGAGAGAGAGAAGAAGAAUGCUGAUCGAUAGCUCUUGCCAAACUAUUUAAGAGACUUUUAAUAUAAAAUUAUGAAGAUGCUGCUGCGUUACGCGAAAGAGCCAGGCGUUACUUGGAUAUUUAAAGAAUCACGUAACAAGCUAUGUAAGCCUUUAAUGCAGCAAAGCGAGAAGAUUUAUUUCUACUUUCGACUGACGGAAUGACUAGUCUGUGCAGUAAAUCGCGCGAAAAAAAAUAUCUCUUAUUCGUUAAUUUGAGUUUACAAGACGAGCAUAUUGAUUCAAUAUACGCCUUCGAUUUUCUCGCUUCUAAGCGUGUGCAUAAAGUGAGUCUAAGCAUGAUUGAUAUGGGUAUCGACGGUGUUUAAUUCCCGUAAAAAUUGAAACUCGUGACAUUUGCAACAUUCUGCGCAGCGGGACACCUUUAAUUUUACUCGGCCAGCGUUUACGUAAAGCACGCGACAAGACGGAUUUGUGCCGCUUGCAACGUGGAAACAAGAGCGGCAGUAUACAAUGAGAAACUGCAUGUGCAGCAAUCAAGGAUAGAAAGGAGGAGGGAGGCCGUCAGAGACCUUCUUGCAAGGAGACGAGAAAGAGAUGGUGAGAGAGCUCGCACUGUGAAGAGAAGAGAACGAGUAUAAGGUGAAAGGGAACAUAUACGAGGUUCAGAGGCGCGAAUCGAGCUGAUCGCAGUCGAAUAACCGACGUCCCUACGAGACCCAUGUGCGAAUAGGAGCGAAUUACUUGACAUAGUAUUCCUGAGGAAUCGACGAGAAGUGUUGACGAUCUCUGAUUCGAGCGAUUCGUCGAUUUUAAAAUUUCAUUAAUCGAUUAAUUACGCGGGUGCUAAUGUUUGAAAGAAGAUAAAAGUACAAUGAGAAAUACACGUACACACACAUACAAUUUCGCAAGAAUUAGAUAAAGAAAAGAAGCAGAAAGCGAUUGUACGGUUGAUAUAUAUCUCGAGAAUAUAACUUCGGUGAAUUUAGAUCUCGAUAUUGUGUUUAAUCGUUAAUCCAAGAAAUGAUUAUUCAUUCAUCAUAUUGCAAAAAUUUAGACAUAUAUUUUUAAAAGAAUCCGAGUGUCACUUUGCAAAUCAGAUUUAUUUAUUCUCUGUUUUCAGAGAGAUAUCUUAAUUAUUUUACCCUACAUAUAUUAUAUAUAUUUUUAUCUUUAGAAGAUCUGUAAAUUAAACUUUAUUUAAUUCUUACUUAUUAUAUAUACAAUUUUUUUUUCUACUUUAUGUGAAAAUUUGCAUUUUAACAACGGCAGUUCAACAAUAAAAAUUGAAUAAAACAAUUAUUAUCCUUCUUUAAAGAGAGAGAGAGAGAGAGAGAAAUGAUGAUGAAUGAGAGAUCAUAUCUACGAUACAGAUCGUGCAAAAUUUUUUGCAUGAUCGAAGAACUCUCUAAGCAGCUUGAUAAAUGACCUUUAAAUUUUUUUAACAUACACGGAAUCGAUUGUUUCAUAUGGGGAUCAAUUUUUAUAUAUAUAGAAAUCUAUAAUACUUAUAAAAAAUAUUGACAAGUGUGAAUUGGUCAAAAUUACAUUUUAAUUUCUGCAUACAUUGUUUAUCGCAUGUAUCCCAAAGUAACGUUCAAUCGAGUACAGACAGCCACUAUCUACUCCCUCCCUUUCUGGUGUACACGCAGCGAGGAAGCUUAUGCUCGGUAGUCACUCACGUGCACAUUGACUGUUCGUAUAUAUAUACCUGGGUAACCUGAAGGAACUUGCCCAGUCGUGUGCGAUCUGUCAUCGUUCCGCUACGAUAUCGUCGCCUUCGUCCCGUUACCUCGUUGUUGGCCCAUCAGUAUUGGACAAGGGAGCUCGAUAUCCCGUAGAAAACGGUUGUUCAUCAAUUAUCCUGUGCCAAUCGUCGAUUAACUGAAUACCAGACGGAGGUGAAAUGAGGAGGAAAAUUAUAUUUUCUGGAUAAUCACGGUUACUCAUAAAUCCAUCAUAUGGAGAAGAAAAUCACGAAAUAUCUCCAUAGCGGAAAUGUUAGCAAUAAUUUUCAAUGGUAUUUAAAAGUAUCGUACAUUAAAUGAUUUAUCGAAUAAUUUAUUGUCGUAAUCAAAAUUUCCGAUAAUAAAUGAACAAUUUUUCAUCAUCAUCGGAGAAAAAUAUAUCUGAUUGUCAUCUCGCAGUACGACCGUGCGACAUCUUUGAAUUAUUACAUUUCUGACACGAGAAUCGCGCUCAACGCAGAUUCGCGGCAUCAAUAAUAAACAGUGACGAAUCUUUAAUCGUCGGGGAAGAUCAUCCGGUCAUUGCCAUUUUGCACAAUUACGAUAUGCGUCGGAUGUCGGCAAUCCAAUUUGGUUGGAUUUCGCCGGAGAUAUCGUAAAUCGUAUCUGGAAUAUAUAUAUACAUUUGAUAAUCUGACAAUAAAUCAUUUUAUUUCGUCGUAUUAUUAUAACGCAGCAUUUAGCAAAAGAAGCCAGAAAAAUACGAAACCUUGAAUAGAACUCACGGUUUCAAGGCGCAUGCGAACAUUUUACAUUUCUCGAAAAGUGGGGAAGAGAGAAAGAGAUAGAAAGAAAAUAGAGGACUUUAGAUAAACUUUAGAAAAUAAACAAAAGAUGUGUUUAAAUUGAACGUUAAAGGCAAGAGGAUCGACAAGAUCAACAAUGUCGGGAGCAUUUAAUAUUCUUUAACAUCGUCAAAGAAAGAAGUUCACAUUGUAAAUCAAGCGUGUCGUUCAGCAUAUCUACGUUGUAAUACACAAGA
Cataglyphis hispanica is the source of this 4130-nucleotide messenger RNA. Its product is annotated as proton-coupled amino acid transporter-like protein pathetic. The transcript has 8 exons. The record is from RefSeq and is a predicted model, not a curated record. Gene Ontology annotation, biological process: amino acid transmembrane transport. NCBI's taxonomy places the organism in Eukaryota, Metazoa, Arthropoda, Insecta, Hymenoptera, Formicidae. The coding region runs from base 74 to 1426 and encodes 450 amino acids. Gene Ontology annotation, molecular function: amino acid transmembrane transporter activity. Gene Ontology annotation, cellular component: vacuolar membrane.